AUGGGGUGGGUGGGGAUAGGGGCUCUAAUCGCCUCUAUAUCCUAUAUUCUCUACAAACACCCACCAACGUCGUGGUCAUUUCUGCUCUCUCCAUGGAGCUUUUUGACAGAACGAAGGAUUCAUUCGGAUGAGCCUAACCCAGGCCCGGAUUCUAUUGAACUCCCUUCUGCUAGACAGGAUGAUAUUACUCCCGCUGGUGCGGCACCUAGUGAGGACGGCCAGGAUGGGGAAUCGACACCAAAGGCAAAGCCUACGAUACCAGCAUCUGUCAUCCCACCUAUAACUCUCGACGAGCCUCAAGCUAUAUCCGAAGAGAAGAAGGAUGCCGUAGAACCAUCCUCUGGCUCAGGAGCAAGCCCUGAUGCUUCACCGAAGCCGAAUAGCACUCCUUCUGUUAUGGCUCCACCGCCUCCGACGAUGACACUUCAGCCUCCUGCUCCAGCCGUCAGAGUACCGGAACAACACCCACCUGCACCAACAAGCACGUCGUUGAUGCCUCCGCCGCCUCCGCCCGCUCCUAGACCUUCCUCUUCCCUAAGGGCACCUCUCCGCCCUCCGCCAUCAGCUGCAGCCUCCCUCCGCGUCCCACCAGGAUCACGCCCUACCACGAGCACUCUCCCCGUCCUUCCUCUCCCGGGAAAACCAAAACGAUCAUCUCGGCCCGUCAUCUUAGAACCAGGCCACUCUCCACUCGACUGGGCUGCUCUAACGUCUAAUCCGCGUAACAAUCUUCGAGGCGCAGAUCUACCGCCUACAUUGAUCAGGGUUACACCGUCAAUGUUAAAGCAGCAUAAUGGGCGUAAGGGGACAGAUGCAUGGACGUCGUACCAAGGGAAAGUGUAUAAUAUUACUCCAUUUGCACCGUUUCACCCUGGUGGGAAAGGAGAGCUGCUUCGUGGUGCUGGCAAGGACUCGGAAAAACUGUUUGCUGAGAUCCAUCCGUGGGUGAACUGGGAUGGGAUGUUGGCUGAGUGCAUGGUUGGAAUAUUGGUUGCUGAGCAUAUUCCUGAUGACAGACAAGAUGGGAAACUCGAUGAGAUGGACUGA
Molecule: messenger RNA, 1047 nt
Organism: Trichophyton benhamiae CBS 112371
Lineage: Eukaryota; Fungi; Ascomycota; Eurotiomycetes; Onygenales; Arthrodermataceae
Product: heme/steroid binding protein, putative
Exons: 1
Coding region: 1-1047 (348 amino acids)
Source: RefSeq, a predicted model, not a curated record